This is a messenger RNA of Mercurialis annua (annual mercury), 593 nucleotides long. RefSeq lists its product as uncharacterized. The record is from RefSeq and is a predicted model, not a curated record. The coding region runs from base 84 to 419 and encodes 111 amino acids. The transcript has a single exon. NCBI's taxonomy places the organism in Eukaryota, Viridiplantae, Streptophyta, Magnoliopsida, Malpighiales, Euphorbiaceae.
CAAAAAUAAAUCUCAUUCCAAAUUUUUUUGCAAACCUUUUAAUUUGAUCAAGAUCAUAAAAAAACACAAGACAAGAUUUGAUUAUGGAUGGUCUAAUUCCAUAUCUUCUCCAUGCAAUGAAGAAACAAAAACCUAAAAACAAUUUUAGGUCAUUCUCAACUGGUUCAAGCCGUAGCUAUCAUUUAUUAGUCGGACCCGACUCAUCUACCGGCUCGUCUCAUCGGCGAACCAGGUCGGAAUUUGGAAUUCCAGCCACCGUGGAUUUCUUCGACCAGCGAUCCGGUUCUGAGCAUCUACGUAAUAAUAGUCAGGUGAAUUCUGCUAAGGUGGCUAGUGGAUCAAAGCUUGGUACUACAAGUAAUUAUCCUCACCAAAUGAAUACUAAUGAUGGUAAAAACAUUUAUCAUCUCAGAAGAUAAAAGAAAUGUUCAAAGAAAAGAGAGAUGGCAAGACAUAAUUAAAUUUAUUAUUUUAUAAAUAAUUGUUAUGUUACAUUUUUUUGUAAUUAGUUCUUGAUGCAAGAUUUUUUUUUUUUCGUUUUGAUAAUGAAAGUUGUAAUUGUAUAUUUUGGUUGUGAAUAUAGUAUUAGUAAG